Molecule: messenger RNA, 3494 nt
Organism: Electrophorus electricus (electric eel)
Lineage: Eukaryota; Metazoa; Chordata; Actinopteri; Gymnotiformes; Gymnotidae
Gene: tbx5a
Product: T-box transcription factor 5a
Biological process (GO): cardiac left ventricle formation; regulation of transcription by RNA polymerase II; cell fate specification
Cellular component (GO): chromatin; nucleus
Molecular function (GO): RNA polymerase II cis-regulatory region sequence-specific DNA binding; DNA-binding transcription factor activity, RNA polymerase II-specific
Source: RefSeq, a predicted model, not a curated record
GAGAGAGAGAGAGAGAGAGAGAGGGAAGGCGGUGACACAACUCGUCUCCUAGAGGAAUACUUACAAUGGUAUGUGUGAGCAGGCUAGGUUCGCCGAAAAACGAUACCGUGCUCUGAAAGUGUGCGUCUUGCCAUGAGCGCUUGUUCAUCACCAUCUUGGGGCAAUCCUUGAAGAUUUACUCUAUAGCUUUACGUUCGCUUGAUGAUUUGGCGGAGAAUUCUUGCCUGACUGCGGACAUAAGGCAAAUCCAUGGCCUCACAUAAUAGCAUUCCGUGAACUGCACAGUUGGAUUAUAUGUCGCAUUAAAAGGAACGUCGCUAUUAAAAGAAAUUUUUGGAGAAAAUACUAGCACUCGGACGUGGUCAGAUUCGCGAAACUGCACGCUUCGCAUCUGUAUAAAAGGCCUCAGAGUAAAAACAGUGGCUGAUAGGCCUUCUGACAUGGCGGACAACGAAGAGGGCUUUGGGCUUCAAAAUUCUCCAAAUGAUACCGAUUCAAAGGAUUUGCACGAGAGUAAAUCUGAGAAACAGAAUGGGAACUCCAGCAAAUCUCCAUCAUCCCAAACAACUUACAUUCAACAGGGAAUGGAGGGAAUAAAGGUUUACUUACACGAACGAGAGCUGUGGAUGAAAUUCCACGAAGUAGGGACCGAAAUGAUCAUCACCAAGGCAGGGAGGCGAAUGUUCCCAAGCUUUAAAGUGAAGGUUACAGGGCUGAACCCCAAAACGAAAUACAUUCUUCUGAUGGAUGUCGUGCCAGCGGACGACCAUCGUUAUAAAUUCGCCGAUAAUAAAUGGUCAGUGACGGGGAAAGCUGAGCCCGCUAUGCCGGGAAGGCUCUACGUGCACGCGGACUCUCCAGCCACAGGCGCGCACUGGAUGCGACAGCUUGUCUCCUUCCAGAAACUUAAACUGACCAACAACCACCUUGAUCCUUUUGGACAUAUUAUUUUAAAUUCUAUGCAUAAAUAUCAACCAAGGAUCCACAUCGUGAAGGCGGAUGAAAAUAAUGGAUUCGGCUCCAAAAACACCGCAUUCUGCACGCACGUGUUCCCCGAAACAGCCUUUAUUGCGGUUACAUCUUAUCAGAACCACAAGAUCACCCAGCUGAAAAUCGAGAACAAUCCCUUCGCAAAGGGCUUCCGUGGCAGUGAUGACGUGGAAUUACACCGCAUGGCACGAAUGCAGAGCACUAAGGAGUAUCCAGUGGUUCCCCGAAGCACAGUGCGUCAGAGGGUGGGCACAAAUCAGAGUCCAUUCAGUGGGGAUGUCCAAGGCAUGCCCACCCCCAGUAGCAUGAGCUCUCAGUACUCCUGUGAGAACGGGGUUACUAGCUCCUCCCAGGAUCUACUGCCACAGUCCAACUCUUAUCCAAUACCCCAUGAGCACAGCCAAGACUUUCAUUGCAUCAAGAGAAAAGUUGAGGAUGACUGUCACACAGGAGAUCAUUCCUAUAAGAAGGUCUACAUGGAGAGCUCUUCUAGUGAAGACGACCAUUAUUAUCGCCCUGUCAGCUACUCUCAGAGCCUGGCUCUCACUGGUGGCCCCUAUCGGACUGAAUCAGGACAGCGGCAGGCGUGCAUGUAUGCCAGUGCUUCACAAGCCACAGAAUCUGUUUCAAGCUUGGAAGACAUCAGCUGCAACACCUGGGCUGGUGUCUCUCCUUACAGUAGUUGCUCUGUGACCACCAUGCAACCAAUGGAGCGGCUACCCUACCAACAUUUCUCUGCUCACUUCACCUCUGGACCGCUAGUGUCCAGGCUGAGUGGAGUGGCUGGCCACACAUCACCACAGCUAGGUGAUGCCCAUGCCAUGUACCAGGGCUCGAUGCCCCAUCAGACUCUUGGCCGUCAAUGCAGCCCUGGAGCAGGGAUCCAGUCACCAAGUACCAGCCUGCAGGGGAACGAGUACUUGUACAGCCAUGGCAUACCCCGCACCCUGUCCCCUCAUCAGUACCAUGCUGUACACAGUGUAAGCGUCAUGCCGGAAUGGAAUGAGGGGAGUUAAUUGGAUUCUCAUAUACAAGCUGAAGAGUGGAGCAAGCAAGGACUGCAGUGAUGCAAAAAACGUGUGUGUGUGUGUGUGUGUGUGUGUGUGUGUGUGUGUGUGUGUGUGUGUGUGUGUGUGUGUGUUUGUGUGUGAGUGUAUAAAUUUUUUUUCAUCCUCCCAAGUUCUCCAUUAUCAGGUGACAUCAUUGAUUUGGACAGAGAUGUUGUAAGCAUCAGCUCAGAAGUAAGACAAACUGGCUAAACAGCAAUGAAUGUCUUCAAACUCUAGCAUGGUUCCUGUACUAGAAUGCAGGAUAAACAAUUUUGUUUCAUAAUAUGGGCUGUAGUGAUGAAUAAAAGUUUAUAUUGUAUUGUGUAAAUCAGGGCUAAAACAAGCUAAAUAAAUACUACACAAACCAAUUUGUUUAAAAAAAGAGAAAAAAUAAGUCCAGUCUUAUAGCUAUUUUUUCAACUUGAUGUUUGUGCUAUGCUUUCUUUUUUAUUCUGAAAUACUGGAGAAAAUGAUGUAGAUUCUUUCAAAUGUAGUGAUUAUAAGAGAAAGAAACUUUCCAGUUGACUUCUCAUCAGUUCUACCAUUUGUACAACAUUACCACUGAAGUCUGAAAAGCCUUUAGAUAAAUGAGCAGAUCAAUGUUAAAUAUGCAGCUUCUGGUGUGUAACUGUCAGUUGGUGUAGAUGUAUGCACUUAGUGAUUUUAAACAUUCAGGGAUAUGUUACAAGAUUGCUUGGAAUUUUGAUCACUGAAUGUAUCAUGUGUCUCAUUAUAUCUACCAGGCUAAAGUGGCUGUUACAAAAUUAUUUUCAACACAAUACCUAGGGAAUACCUCACAAUACCGAGGGAAUACCUCACAAUACUGAGGGAAUGUUUUCUAAGCAUAAAAGUUGGUCCUCUACCACCCCGAUUACCCCAUAAUCUCCAUUUAAUGGAAUAGAUUAGUACUUUUUAAUAGCACUAUUAUACCCAAUGCUAGCUGUCAUUAACUAGCUCAUAGCCUUUUACAAAAUUACAAAAGCUUGCAAAACCACACAGGGAUAAUUUCUCAAAAAAGGCACUUUGUCUAAUGUUCAAACAUGACUUCUAGUUUCCAGUCAAUAUGUGGAACUAUGUGCACCCAUUACAGAGCCCUUAUGAAGGCUAUGGAGCCUCCAGAAUGGCAUCUUAAAAUAACACAUUGAGAAAAACAAUAAUUAGGUAUAUACAAACUUUGGAAAAAGCUCAUGAUAACCGCAUUACUCCCUGUUAAUAGUAUUUAUUUUGCCUUUAUUGCAACGCUACUAAUUAUCUGAAAUAUUUGUUAGAUUUUUCUUUUGCAUUGUUUGUUUAGAUUUUCUUUUCUUUUCUUUUCAGGAAAAAACAAGCUAUUGAUAAUUGUCCGAAGAGCAAGAUACAAGAGACACAGUGUAACAUUAAUUACUGGGAUGUAAAUACAAUACAAAUGUACAUAGAACACAGAAAUGAAAUAAAUGUAAAAGAUCAUCUUUGAAA